AUAAACUGAGCUGUAGGCACUAAUACCACUUCAAAAGAAAUCAGACAUUGACCGUAGCGCAUCUCAAUAUGAACUGGUGUUUUCUGAACUGUAUUAGGCCGCCAGCGGUACCAAACGACGCUGGGGAAGGUACAGAGACAAAGGAGGAAGGAAAAAGGAAGGACAAAGGAGGGAAAAAAAAGAAAUGCUGGCUAAGGAAAUUUUUCGCCAGUAAAGGAAAAAAGGCAAUGGAGGAGGAGAGCCAGGCAGUGGUGGUGGAGGAGGAGGAGAGCCAGGCAGUGGUGGUGGUGGAGGAAGAGAGCCAGGCAGUCGUGGUGAAGAGCCAGGCAGUGGUGGUGGUGGAGAAGGAGAGCCAGGCAGUGGUGGUGGAGGAGAGCCAGGCAGUGCUGGUGGAGGAGGAGGAGAGCCAGGCAGUGCUGGUGGAGGAGGAGGAUAGCCAGGCAGUGGUGGUGGAGAGCCAGGCAGUGGUGGUGAUGGAGGAAGAGAGCCAGGCAGUGGUGGUGGUGGAGAAGGAGAGCCAGGCAGUGGUGGUGGAGGAGAGCCAGGCAGUGCUGGUGGAGGAGGAGGAGAGCCAGGCAGUGCUGGUGGAGGAGGAGGAUAGCCAGGCAGUGGUGGUGGAGAGCCAGGCAGUGGUGGUGAUGGAGGAAGAGAGCCAGGCAGUCGUGGUGAAGAGCCAGGCAGUGGUGGUGGUGGAGAAGGAGAGCCAGGCAGUGGUGGUGGAGGAGAGCCAGGCAGUGCUGGUGGAGGAGGAGGAUAGCCAGGCAGUGGUGGUGGUGGUGGAGGAGGAGGAGAGCCAGGCAGUGCUGGUGGUGGAGGAGGAGAGCCAUGUGGUGGUGGUGGAGGAGGAGAGCCAGGCAAUGGCAGAGGAGUGCAAGGCAAUGGAGGAGGAGUGCAAGGGAUUUGUGGAGGAGUUCAAGGGAUUGUUGGAGAAAUGCAGGGCAAUGAUGGAGAAGAGAAAGGCAAUGAUGGAGGAGGAGAGCAAGGCAAUGCUGGAGGAGGAGAGCAAGGCAAUGAUGGAGGAGGAGUACAAGGCGAUGGAGGAGGAGUACAAGGCAAUGGAGGAGAAGUGCAAGGGAUUGGAGGAGGAGUACAGGGCAAUGGUGGAGGAGAGCAAGGCAAUGGAGGAGGAGGAGAGCAAGGCUUUGACUUUCACAAUGGAGGAGGAGAGCAAAGCAAUGAUGGAGGAGGAGUACAAGGCGAUGGUGGAGGAGUACAAGGCAAUGGAGGAGAAGUGCAAGGGAUUGGAGGAGGAGUACAGGGCAAUGGUGGAGGAGAGGAAGGCAAUGGAGGAGGAGAGCAAGGCUUUGACUUUCACAAUGGAGGAGGAGGAGAGCAAGGCAAUGGCGGAGCAGUGCAAGGCAAUGGCGGAGGAGUGCAAAGCAAUGGCAGAGAAGUGCACGGCAAUGGAGGAGGAGUGCAAGGGAUUGGAGGAUGAGUACGAGGCAAUGGAGGAGGAAUACAAGGCAAGGGAGAAAAUGAUGCAAGAAGUGUAGUGGAUAAGACUGAACAUAAAACAUAUUGACUAUCAGUACUACUUAAACAUGUAAAUCCUUGUAAAUAAAGCAUUAAAAAUAA
Brienomyrus brachyistius is the source of this 1575-nucleotide messenger RNA. RefSeq names its product trichohyalin-like. The record is from RefSeq and is a predicted model, not a curated record. Bases 69 to 1493 code for a protein of 474 amino acids. NCBI's taxonomy places the organism in Eukaryota, Metazoa, Chordata, Actinopteri, Osteoglossiformes, Mormyridae. The transcript is spliced from 2 exons.